This is a messenger RNA of Caenorhabditis angaria, 1260 nucleotides long. The record is from the annotation of a GenBank genome assembly. Lineage: Eukaryota; Metazoa; Nematoda; Chromadorea; Rhabditida; Rhabditidae.
AUGGCGGAAGGGUGAGUUUUCCAGUGCUUUUUUAAAUGAAACCUUUCAAAGACAAUUUUCAGACCAUCAACUUGUGGAUGCCGUUCAAAAUGUUCGGUCGAAAUUCCAUAUUUCGACCAAAAAAUCAAAACUUAUUCGCCAAAAAUCGCGGCUUUAAUUCGAACAAUCACUGUAAAAUGGGAAAGAUUGAACAAAUAUGAUGUUUUGAUUUGGGCUCAGAAAACCCAAUUUGACCCGGAAAUCGAGCACAAAAUUCAGGCGAUUCGCGAUUUUUCAAUGUGCCCAAAUAUUUUGGAAUUUGCUGGAAAAUUUGAAAAUUGGAAUGAAGCGGUGGCGGAAAUUCGAGAAGAUUUGAAAAAUGCGCAAAAUCAAAAGGUGAAUGAAAGGGAGCUUUUUCCAUGGGACACUUCAAAUCAUGAUGAAAUUUUUACCAUACAUUCAUUGAUAUACGAAUAAAACUGAGUCUCUCAAAUUUUUAGUCUCCCAAUGGACCUGUGAAAAAAAGUGUGGAGCUUUGGUUUUUGAGCUCAUGCUAUGUGUGUUCGAUAUUUUUUGCAAUAAUUUUUGUUCUGUUUUUUUUUGGGUUACUGUAAUUUCAUGAAAAAAGUAUGAAUUCAUGCAAUAAAUGUUUGAAAAAAGUAUAUAGAUAGGGAAAACAUAAGGAACGAAGAAAGUGUUGAAAAUAGAAAAAAUAUCACAACUUAUUUACACUUGUUGAAGAAUAUUAUCUUGUAAUUUUUUAGACGUCAAAAUUUUCUCACAUGUCUAUUGGAAGACUAAAAACUAGAGACUCAUUUUUAUAUGUAUAGCAAUGUACUGUGAUAUACACUUAAAAACUUGGAGCACGAAAAUUACACUCAUGUAUGUCUAUGAAUAUCUGGAAUAGACUAAAUUUGUCUAGUUCGGAGUCAAAAAUUUACAAAUUUCAAGCAGAAACAUUUAAAAAAUGUGUAUUUUAUUUAGGUUUUCACAAUCUUCGUGAGAACAUUGGACGAAGAAAAACUCGAAUUUCACGUCAAACAAUCUGACACAGUCAAAAGUUUAAAAUUCCAAAUUGAAAAUCGACAAGGCAUGCCAACUAUGCUUCAAAGAUUGAUUUUCGAUGGAAGACAAACGAAUGACGAUAAGUCUCUUGGUUAUUUAAAAGUAAGUUGGAUUUAAAAAAUAAAAAAUUUCUCAAUUUUUCAAUUUCAGCUAGAUGCCGAUUCCGAUAUUCUUUUGCUUCCAAAACAGCUCGGCGGUGAGAAGUGUCAGCACUAA